Cornus florida is the source of this 1456-nucleotide messenger RNA. RefSeq names its product transcription factor Pur-alpha 1. Gene Ontology annotation, biological process: regulation of transcription by RNA polymerase II. Bases 246 to 1118 code for a protein of 290 amino acids. NCBI's taxonomy places the organism in Eukaryota, Viridiplantae, Streptophyta, Magnoliopsida, Cornales, Cornaceae. The record is from RefSeq and is a predicted model, not a curated record. The transcript has 5 exons. Gene Ontology annotation, molecular function: DNA-binding transcription factor activity, RNA polymerase II-specific; RNA polymerase II transcription regulatory region sequence-specific DNA binding; purine-rich negative regulatory element binding. Gene Ontology annotation, cellular component: nucleus.
GUUAAGCAAAUGGAAGCAUUGGUCAAAUACCACCACAAUACCAUUCCCUUCUCUCUCCAAGCCCUAAUCUGCAGACCACCAAGCAAGCACCAUAGAGAGAGAAUGAUAGAGAGAGAAACACCAUCCCCAAUCCCAAAUUAGGGUUUCCGAUUCCUCUCUGCUGUUGCUGAGAGAUAAGCUUCUCCAAUUCCGUUCGAGGUUGGGGUUUUAGGUUUUUAGCGGGAGUGGAGGGUUGUGGAGUGGAGAUGGAGGGGAAUUCCGGUGGUGGCGGUGGCGGUGGCGGUGGCGGUGGUGGUGGGAAUGAUGUGGAGUUGCUGUGUAAGACCUUGCAGGUGGAGCACAAGCUGUUCUACUUCGAUCUCAAGGAGAAUCCUCGCGGUCGUUACCUCAAGAUCUCCGAGAAGACAUCGGCCACAAGGUCCACCAUCAUUGUCCCUUUCAACGGCAUCUCCUGGUUCUUGGAUCUCUUCAAUUACUACGUCAAUUCCGAUGAGCAGGACGUCUUUAGCAAGGAGCUCCAGCUCGAUACAAAGGUGUUUUACUUUGACAUUGGCGAAAAUAGAAGGGGUCGCUUUUUGAAGGUAUCUGAAGCUUCUGUAAGCAGAAACCGCAGUACUAUUAUUGUUCCUGCAGGAAGUGCCCGAGAUGAAGGGUGGGCAGCAUUCAGGAACAUCUUGGCUGAAAUAAAUGAAGCAUCAAAGCUUUUCAUUCUACCCAAUCAGCAAAAUUCUGAACCCUCAGAACGUCUGGUUGGGCUUUCAGACGAUGUAGGGGCUGGUUUUAUAUCCGGCCAUAGUACUCAACCUGCCACUGCAUCUGAAUUGACUGUAGACGGUUCUGUUGAUUUGCCUCCAACAGAUGAAAUUGGUAACUUGGGGAUAUCAAAAGUGAUCAGAGCUGAUCAGAAGAAGUUCUUCUUUGAUCUUGGGAGCAACAACAGGGGCCAUUUCUUAAGAAUAUCUGAGGUGGCAGGUUCCGAUCGCUCCUCCAUCAUUCUCCCACUGUCGGGGCUGAAGCAGUUCUUUGAGAUGGUGGGUCACUUUGUGGAGAUCACUAAAGAUCGAGUUGAAGGAAUGGCUGGUGGAAAUGUUCGGAUCGUGAACCCUCCUCAAAGAUGAAUACUGAUGAUGAUGAUGAUGGGUUCAGAGUUUGGUGAAUAAGCUGAUCAGUCCAAAUCGAGGGCUUUUCAGUCCCAUAUAUGGCUGUUUGAAUAGGGGUAGAAUUGUGGUCUGUGUUAAUUUAUUUUUCUUUCUUCAUUUCUCAUUUUAGUUUCUGUUUGAAAUAAACCUGGCCCCUCUGUCUGAUUAACAGAGAAAACAUUUAUAAGUUAUUUGCCAUGCUUGAUGUCAAACAGAGAAUACCAGAACAACAAUAAACCAGUUGCGAUGUAAUUGUUGGUAUGAUAUAGUGACACCCACUCUGCAUCUCCUAUAAUAUUUGUGCUUGUUUCAUUUUA